AGGAGUAUAAAUGGGCAAAAAAAGAAAUAUAUUUUGGGUCGCAUUGCCCAAAGAUAAUUAUUUGAAAUUUCCGUGAAAAUUUUGCAAUGAUUUGCAACGGUCAUAAAAGUUUAAUUUUUUAAAAGCGUAAACCCCCUCACCUUAACCUGGCUGAGAUUCGUGAACGCAGAAAAAAUGGCUUCCGUCUACGAGGAGGAGGAGAACUACACAGGAGAAUCCGACGCUGACAUGUAUGACUCCGACGACUCCCUAAAUGAUCCAACUUUCGACAUUCUUGAAGACACACAAUCUAAAUUUUCUAAAAUUUCCAUCUCCAAGAAAACGAAGUCCAGGGUUCGUGUUUCUAAUUCUAAUGAUGGUGAUGCGGAAGGGGAAGAUUCGGCUGAAACCCACGAUAAAGAACUUGAUGAAAAUGACCAGAACAGUUAUGAGAAAAUUCAGAGCAUGAUUCAAGCUGGUGAUGUUAAAAAGCUAAAAGUUGAUCAAUGCAAGAUCUAUUUAAGAAAGCAUAGGUUGAGAUUGACUGGAAACAAAGCCACUCUUAUUCAACGCAUAAAGGAGCAUACCGAUAUUGUGAAUGGUGAUGGAGAGAAGAUGUACCCUGUAUCUAGUUUUGUAUUGAACUGCAAAGGUGAUGCAUGUACUGGAGAUGUUGUCUUCUUUGAACAAAAUGUAUAUGAAACGUUUAACAUUGCAUCCAGGUCUGCUACUGGGCCUCCAUGCGGUACAAGGACCAUUGCUGGAAGAAUUGUUAAAGAGAGCUAUGGCAUGGCUAAACAACAACAUACAUUUACUAUUGAAGUACUAUGGAGCAAAGGGGAGAAACCGCUUCCUCCACUGCAUCCCCUCCUCAUCAAGGGAAGAAACCUUUAUCGGUUAAAAACAAUGAGACAGAGAUGGGAAGAUGAAGGACAGCGGCAAAAAAAUCUGGAAGAAAAACACAGGAGGGGUUCUGUUGCCAGAGCAAAAAGGGGAGUACGUGUGGAGAAAAAGAAAAUGCAACAGGAGCCAAAGCUGAAUAGGAUGGUGAAAGCAGAAUGCCAAAAGCAAACAGCAGCCGCAGAAAAUAAGGAGAACAUAAAGAAUGAAUCCCAGAAGCAGGAUCCAAUGGCUAAAACCAAACAAGGGCAAGCAGUUUUACACAAUGAGAGGGAAAGGAAUCUGCCACAGCCUUUUUAUGGAGGGCCUAACUCGUUCCACGUUGCAAGGAUGCCAUUGCACGACAGCCGGCUUCUUCCACAAGGACAGUAUGGAUCUGCACAACAAUCUAUGACGAGGAGUCCAUUGAAGACAGGGCAGUACACUCAAAGGCAACCUCCUCUGUCAGAUGCUAAUAUGACACAGUAUGGAUGUUACAGAACACCAGGAAAUUGGCAUCAGAACAUGAAUCCUAGCCAUCGGGUCGGAGAGAAUUUCCAGGCGGUUAGUUAUCAUUGGAAUGGUUAUGGUGGAAAUGUUCAUCCAGGUACAGGGGGACAGGGAUGUCAUGAAAAGAGGAGGCCAUGUUCUUAUUAUGCUCAAGGUAGAUGCUAUUAUGGACACAAUUGCAAAUAUUUGCACUGAAAUUAACCCUUAGGGUCUGUUUGGUACACGGAAUCAAUAAAAUUGGAAUUAAAUUCUCCAAUUCUAUGGAAUUGAUUUGGAUGGAAUCGAAUUCUCCCAUUAUUUUUCGCACUACCAAUUCCAAAUCCACGUAUUUUUGUGCUAUCAAACAGCAGAAUUGGAAUUGUUGUCUCCAAUUCUAAUUCUACACUUUGAAUUCCGUGUACCAAACAGAGCCUUUAGGGUUUCGGCCCUCCAAGCAGUAUGCAUAUAGGUAGCCAUUGGAAUGUUGAUUGAAUUGAACCACUCUGUGACAAGUUCUGCAUUUCGUAGGCAACUUGCCUUGACACACCAACGAAACAUGUAAUUUACCUUUGGGG
This is a messenger RNA of Cuscuta campestris, 1922 nucleotides long. Lineage: Eukaryota; Viridiplantae; Streptophyta; Magnoliopsida; Solanales; Convolvulaceae. The record is from the annotation of a GenBank genome assembly.